This is a messenger RNA of Penicillium verhagenii, 6021 nucleotides long. RefSeq names its product RNA helicase SLH1. Gene Ontology annotation, molecular function: ATP hydrolysis activity; ATP binding; nucleic acid binding. The record is from RefSeq and is a predicted model, not a curated record. The transcript has a single exon. Bases 1 to 6021 code for a protein of 2006 amino acids. NCBI's taxonomy places the organism in Eukaryota, Fungi, Ascomycota, Eurotiomycetes, Eurotiales, Aspergillaceae.
AUGGCUCAUAUAUCCGAAACUCAGUCGCAAUGGCUGUCUCAGCUAGCUGCCAUGCGCCAGGCUAUCGCCGAUCUUAAGCUUCCCAAAGAGCUUCCCCACGAUACAACCGGCUAUGGGAGCGACUUGGAUUUGGACAUCGACGAGGACUACUCCUCACCCGGGACAGUCGACGAUGUCUGGGACAUUAUCAGCUCCGAUGAUGAAACAACCGACGACAUCGAUGAUGUGAACGACACUCCUUUCUCGCAAACUUUACCCUACGAUCGACUUUGGCUCGAGGCGAAAUGUCAAGAACUGGCAGCUCGCUCGAGCAUGGAUGCAGCAGAGCUCAGCCAGCAGAUUAUCGCUACUCUUGCGGCGGCUGAAAGUGAUGACACCGAGUUGCAAAUGUCGCUCGCUGAGAUUGUGGGCUUCGAAGAUUUGGAUCUGGUCAUCGAAUUGAUUGCGCAUCGCGGGGAAAUUCUGUCCGACGAACCACACAGCGUGGAGGCACAAACAGAUGGAUUAGCGGCUGGAAAGCUUCUGACCCGCGCGGAAAGAGAAGAAGCUUUGUGGCAGCGGGAUUUUGAGCAUAAGAAUGCCGCGCUCAUGCCAGCACAGAGUCGAUCGGAACCCGUUUACCCACAUGUUUUCAAGCAGCACACCGCUGGAAAUCUUCUCUCUGCCAGUGGCAGAAAAUACGGCCUACCACUUGGCAGCACCCAUAUCGACGAGCCCAAGUAUGAGGAAUAUGAAAUUCCCGCCCAAAAAGUUGGGUCGUUGGCGAGAAGCGUGAAGUUAGUGGAGAUUGCUAGCUUGGACGGUCUUUGUCGCGGCACAUUCAAAGGCUACAAAAGCCUCAAUCGAAUGCAGAGCUUGCUUUAUGAAGUCGCCUACAAGACAAGCGAGAACAUGCUCAUUUGUGCUCCUACCGGUGCUGGUAAAACCGAUGCUGCCAUGCUCACCAUUCUCAACGCGGUCGGGAAAAACACAGCUCCCAAUCCACUAGAGCAACCCGAUGCAACUGAGUUCACAGUACAAGUUGAUGACUUUAAAAUUGUUUACGUCGCCCCAAUGAAGGCUCUGGCAGCCGAAGUAACAGACAAGCUGGGCAAAAGACUAGCCUGGCUGGGAAUCAAAGUCCGUGAACUGACUGGAGACAUGCAGUUGUCUAAGCGAGAAAUCGUGGAAACCCAGAUCAUUGUUACAACGCCCGAGAAAUGGGAUGUCGUGACACGGAAAAGUACCGGAGAUACCGAGCUCGUUCAAAAGGUGCGCUUGCUUAUUAUUGAUGAGGUACACAUGCUUCACGAUGAGCGAGGUGCCGUCAUUGAAUCUCUAGUUGCUCGUACGCAACGGCAAGUUGAGAGCACGCAGUCUUUGAUUCGCAUUGUGGGUCUGUCUGCCACCCUACCCAAUUACGUGGAUGUUGCCGAUUUCUUGAAAGUCAAUAAGAUGGCUGGUCUGUUCUUCUUUGACGCGUCUUUCCGACCCGUGCCACUCGAGCAGCAUUUCAUAGGUGUCAAGGGCAAGGCUGGAUCAAAGCAAUCUCGAGAAAACAUUGAUGUUGUCGCUUUUGAAAAAGUGCGUGAUAUGCUGGAGAGAGGGCAUCAGGUGAUGGUUUUUGUACAUUCUCGAAAGGAUACUGUCAUGACAGCACGCAUGAUGAAGCAACUGGCCGCGGAAGACGGAUGUGAGGAUCUUUUCAGUUGCCAAGAUCAUGAGAACUAUUCUUCGGCAUUGAGAGAUAUGAAGCAUGCUCGAGCGCGUGAGCUUCGAGACCUUUUUACCAGUGGAUUUGGAGCCCAUCAUGCUGGUAUGAGUCGCAGCGACCGUAAUCUUAUGGAGCGCAUGUUCGGUGAGGGUCUGAUCAAGGUUCUCUGCUGUACUGCCACGCUCGCAUGGGGUGUCAAUCUUCCCGCUGCGGCAGUUGUCAUCAAGGGUACCCAGCUGUACAAUCCCCAGGAAGGUAAAUUUGUGGACCUCGGCAUUCUUGAUGUUCUGCAAAUUUUCGGUCGAGCUGGUCGUCCCCAAUUCCAGGAUACGGGUAUUGGCUUCAUCUGUACCACACAAGAUAAGCUACAGCAUUAUCUAUCUGCAGUGACUUCCCAGCAACCGAUUGAGUCCCGUUUCUCCAGUCGAUUAGUUGAUAAUCUGAAUGCCGAGAUUUCGCUCGGCACAGUCACCUCCGUUCCUGAGGCAGUACAAUGGCUUGGUUAUUCAUAUCUAUUUGUGCGAAUGAAACGAGAACCUCGUCACUACGGUAUUGAGUAUGCUGAGCUUCGUGACGACCCGAUGCUUGUUCAGCGACGCAGACAGUUGAUCAUUCAAGCUGCGCGAACUCUCCAAACGAGUCAGAUGAUCAUCUUCAAUGAGAAGACCGAGGACCUGAAAUCGAAAGAUGUCGGACGCAUUGCCAGUCAAUACUAUGUGCUUCAGACCAGUGUCGAGAUAUUCAACACUAUGAUGCGCCCACGUGCAGGCGAAGCAGAUGUCCUCAAGAUGAUUAGUAUGAGUGGUGAAUUUGACAAUAUCCAAGCCAGAGAUUCGGAGUCAAAGGAACUACAGCGGCUUCGAGACGAGGUAGCCCAGACAGAGGUUGAAGGUGGUAAUGACUCGCCGCAUGCCAAGACCAACAUUUUGCUCCAGUCGUAUAUCUCACGUGCUAAGCUCGAGGAUUUCGCCCUGGUAUCCGAUACUGGAUAUGUGGCUCAGAAUUCAGCUCGUAUUUGUCGAGCUCUCUUCAUGAUUGCCUUGAACCGCCGAUGGGGUUAUCAGUGUCAGGUCCUUUUGUCAUUGUGCAAGUCCAUUGAAAAACAAAUUUGGCCAUUUGACCAUCCAUUCCGUCAGUUUGAUCUCCCCCAGCCAAUUCUCAGGAACCUUGAUGAGAAGCUACCAGCUUCAUCCAUUGAAUCCAUGAGAGAGAUGGAGCCCGCUGAGAUCGGUCAACUUGUUCACAACCAUAAGAUGGGAGGGGUUUUGACUAAACUUCUAAACAAUUUCCCUACUCUGAGUGUCGAGACCGAAAUUGCACCCCUCAACAGAGACGUUCUUCGCAUCCGCCUCUCAAUUUAUCCAGAGUUCACAUGGAAUGAUCGUCAUCAUGGUGCCUCCGAGUCGUUCUGGGUCUGGGUUGAAAAUUCUGAAACUUCUGAGAUCUAUCAUCAUGAAUACUUCAUCCUGAGCCGCAGGAAGCUUUACGAUGACCACGAGCUCAACUUCACAAUCCCAUUGUCUGAUCCGUUACCGAGUCAGAUUUAUGUGCGAAUCAUUUCCGACAGAUGGCUUGGCGCAGAAACCGUCAGCCCGAUUUCCUUCAAACAUCUCAUUCGUCCUGAUACUGAGAGUUUUUACACAGACCUGCAGAACCUUCAGCCAUUGCCUAUCUCGGCUCUUAAGAACCCCCUGUUGGAAGAGCUGUACGCGCAACGCUUUCAAUUCUUUAAUCCUAUGCAAACUCAAAUCUUCCACUUGCUUUAUCACACAUCGGCCAAUGUCCUCCUGGGAUCUCCCACUGGUAGUGGAAAGACGGUCGCAGCUGAAUUGGCGAUGUGGUGGGCUUUCCGUGAGAAACCUGGCUCCAAGGUGGUCUACAUUGCUCCGAUGAAGGCACUUGUCCGGGAACGUGUGCAAGAUUGGCGCAAGCGUCUGACAGGUCCCAUGGGAAUGAAACUUGUUGAGCUUACUGGUGAUAAUACACCUGACACGAGAACGAUUCGCGAUGCCGACAUAAUCAUCACUACGCCUGAAAAGUGGGAUGGUAUCUCUCGUAGCUGGCAGACCAGAGACUACGUCCGAAAGGUGAGUCUUGUCAUUAUUGAUGAGAUUCACCUUCUGGGUGGUGAUCGUGGACCUAUUCUGGAAAUCAUUGUGUCCCGAAUGAACUAUAUUGCUUCUCAAUCAAAGGGUUCCGUGCGACUGAUGGGUAUGUCCACUGCCUGUGCGAAUGCUAGCGACCUUGGGAACUGGCUUGGUGUGAAGGAGGGCUUGUUCAACUUCCGUCACUCCGUUCGUCCGGUUCCUCUUGAGAUCUUUAUCGAUGGCUUCCCGGAACAGCGUGGCUUUUGCCCUUUGAUGCAGUCAAUGAACCGUCCAACUUUCCUUGCUAUCAAGAAUCAUUCACCCGAGAAGCCAGUAAUUGUCUUCGUUGCAUCUCGCCGACAAACCCGCUUGACCGCCAAAGACUUGAUCAACUAUUGCGGUAUGGAAGACAAUCCCCGCCGAUUCGUUCGUAUGUCCGAGGACGAUCUGGAUCUGAACCUUGCUCGGGUCAAGGAUGACGCUCUACGAGAAGCCCUCAGCUUCGGAAUCGGUUUGCAUCAUGCCGGUCUAGUGGAGUCAGACCGACAGCUAUCCGAAGAGCUGUUCGCAAACAAUAAGAUCCAGAUUCUUGUCGCCACCAGUACCUUGGCCUGGGGUGUCAACCUUCCCGCUCACCUUGUGGUCGUCAAGGGCACUCAAUUCUUCGAUGCUAAAAUCGAAGGUUACAGGGAUAUGGAUUUGACUGAUGUUCUGCAGAUGCUCGGUCGUGCCGGACGUCCCCAGUUCGAUACGUCCGGUAUCGCCAGAAUUUUUACUCAAGAUUCAAAGAAGGCGUUCUACAAGCAUUUCCUCCACACUGGCUUCCCCGUGGAGUCAACCUUACACAAGGUCCUAGAUAACCAUUUGGGUGCCGAAGUCUCUUCUGGAACAAUCACCACGAAGCAAGACGCCCUUGACUACCUGACUUGGACAUUCUUUUUCCGCCGUCUCCACAAGAAUCCGUCUUACUAUGGACUUGAAAUUUCAGCAGAAGAACAAAGCACGAUGGCUGCCCAGACAAUCGCCCAGGACUUCAUGGUGGACUUGGUUGAUAAGUCUCUAGAUGAUCUGGCACAGUCGUCUUGUGUUCUCGUGGACUCUGCCACUGGUGAAGUUGACUCGACCCCAUUCGGCAAGAUCAUGAGUUACUACUACUUGUCGCACAAGACUAUCCGACACCUGGUGUCUCAUGCCAAACCAGAUCCUACUUUCCAAGAUGUGCUCAGCUGGAUGUGUUCUGCCACAGAAUUUGACGAACUCCCAGUUCGCCACAAUGAGGACCUCAUCAACGCCGAGCUUGCGCAAAAUCUGCCUUUGUCCAUCGAAGCUAUGGGUGAUCUCCCGAUGUGGGAUCCCCACGUGAAAGCUUUCCUGCUCUUACAAGCAUACAUGUCGCGGAUCGAUCUACCCAUUUCAGAUUACGUGGGUGACCAAACCUCGGUCUUGGAUCAAGGAAUUCGUGUUCUUCAAGCAUCUAUUGACGUGAUGGCCGAGCUUGGUUUUGUUCCUGCAUGUCAAAUGCUGAUGACUCUGCUGCAAUGCAUCAAGUCAGCGCGCUGGCCAGAAGAUCAUCCACUAUCGAUUCUGCCAGGAAUCCCCGUCGAGAAGCCACCACGCGGUCUUCCGUCUAAUCUGGUUGCCCUAUCAUCGCAGCCAGUGUCCUCGGUGGUUGGAAUGGUUAAGAAUCUAUCCCUUUCUUCUCAAUUCUCUCGUGUGGCUUCCCUCUUGCCACAUAUUUCGAUUUCGGUCGCUGGCAUGUCAGCCAAGGGGUUGGCCGUAUCUGUCACUCGAAAGAAUCCCCAUACACACUCUGAGUAUAGAAUUCACGCUCCUCGGUUCCCGAAGCCGCAGACCGAGGGAUACUUCUUGAUUGUUUGUGUUGCCCGGCCUGAUGGUACUGACGGAGACCUUCUCGGCUUGAAGCGCGUAUCAUGGCCGCCUGCGUCCAAACUCAACAAUGGUAAGGGCCGUAUUGGAGCUGGUCCCAGUCGCAGUGGUCCAAACGGCAAGGAAAAGACUGGCGGUAGCUCGCUCUCUGUCCGUUCCUUGGUUAAAUUCCCUCCUGCCGCCCUCGCCGACUCAUCUUCUGCUACGACAGCCGGUACUGCCCGUGUCAAUGUCAAGCUCAUCAGCGAUUCAUACAUCGGCAUGCAAUGGGUGUUGUCAAAUGUCGAACUUGACGUGGGGUCUACCGAUGGGACUCAGACCAUUGAGCCAUCCAGUGUGCCUCUCAAGGGUUGA